Molecule: messenger RNA, 2357 nt
Organism: Marchantia polymorpha subsp. ruderalis
Lineage: Eukaryota; Viridiplantae; Streptophyta; Marchantiopsida; Marchantiales; Marchantiaceae
Source: the annotation of a GenBank genome assembly
GCGGAAGUGGAGGUAUAAUUCUUGUAGAAUUAACCUCACAUAUCUUUAAUACCUAAAAGUACUCAUCGACCCAACAUAAGAAGCCACGAGCUUAUAUUGCCUAACAACGGAGACGCACCGCAAUUUAUUGUCAUAGUCUGUCAAGAUCCAUAAUUGUCACAAAUUUUCCGGUCUAGGUGCAUACAUGUACUUCUAAUGUGUGAACUUUGUUCUUUCCCUGGGCUGAAGAGGAGCCAUUCGUAGUUGAGUACUGAUAAUGGUCUAGGUGCAUACAUGUACUUCUAAUGUGUGACCUUUCCUCUUUCCCUAGGCUGAAGAGUAGUCUUUCGUACUUGAGUGAUCCAAAAGGAUUAACUUGUUAUCCUUCAGUUUGGGUUAAUUAUCAUUCUACUAUAUUAUAAAGAACAUAACUUUGUGAUUGAUCCCUAUGUUUACUAGAGCUGGGUGAUAUAAUCUUCGCUAACACGAGAAAAAUAGAGUAGUGCACAUUAUCCUUGCGUGAGGGAUAACUAGCCCCUUCCUCUUUCAAAUCGUGAUUUUGCUGUGACUUGUUCUUUCAGGCAGAUGGUCAAUUAUUAUGUCUUAAACGUCGUGAACAAUUCUUAUGUCUUAACCGCCGUGAACAAGGUGCCCACGCUGACCGUCACUGCUCGGAAUGAAGCUCUGGGCAGGCAUGACACGGUGGUCGAGAAUUCGAAGGUCCUGGAUGCAGGCAGCGCCAGCGCCGUCGAGGCCGACAUUGCUCCUGCUGCGGGGCUGCCUCCUACGGGCCCCCGCCUCAAAGCCUUCGCCACCCGCGGGCAGCGCACAGAAGCCGUGAAGAAGGUGCCCACGCUGACCGCCACCCUCACGGCUCGGAAUGAAGCUCUGGGCAGGCAUGACACGGGAAUGCUCGAGGCCGACGAGCAGGUCCCCAACAUCGAUGAGGCCGACAUUGGGAACCAAUUGGCCGUCGUCGAUUACGUGGAGGAUAUCUACAGCUUCUACCGUGAAGCCGAGGUCCAGAGCUGCGUUGCUCCCGAUUACAUGACCCGCCAGGCGAAUAUCAACGAUAAGAAGAGAGCACUUCUGAUCGAUUGGCUCAUCGGCGUGCACUUGAAGUUCGGACUCAUGCCAGAAACUCUUUUCUUGACCACGAACCUCAUCGACCGCUACCUUUCCACCGAGAGCGUGUCGAGGAAGACGCUGCAGCUCGUCGGAGUGACGGCUAUGCUGCUCGCAGCCAAGUAUGAGGAGAUCAUCGCCCCGGAGGUCGAGGCGUUCAUUUACAUCUCCGCCGACACAUACACCAGACAGCAAGUGCUGGCUAUGGAAAAGGCAAUGCUCAAAACUCUCCGCUUCAACUUGACCGUUCCCACCCCGUACGUCUUUAUGGUGCGAUUUUUGAAGGCUGCGGUCUCGGACAAGCAGAUGGAGCUGCUGGCUUUCUUCCUGGUGGAGCUGUGCCUUACGGAGUACUCGAUGGUGAAGUUCCCACCAUCGCAGCUGGCAGCAGCCGCAGUGUACACGGCCCACCACACCCUCGGGCGGACGCCAUGCUGGACGCCCACUUUGGUCCGUCAUUCCGGCUACGGAGAAGCUCAGCUCAAGGACUGCUCGAACAUGAUGGUGGGAUUCCACCGCAAGGCUGCCGAAGGCAAGCUCCUUGCCGUGCACGAGAAAUACUCGAGCUCGAAGUUCCAGUCUGUGGCGAAUCUGGCGCCCGCGGUGAUCUCCGACGGCGAAUUGGAGAGCUCCGCGAGCAACGCUCGAAGCGAUGCGAUCGGACCCGAUCGAUCGGCGGGGAGCAGAACCCAGCGUAGGAAAAGUAGGACGAAUUGUGCGAGUUGAGCUGAAAAAAUUCAGCUAUUGCGCGAAAACGAUCUAAAGAUGGUUGUCGGAAGGGGGCGGAUAUCGGCGAGGAUGUGUCAACUUGUUGCGUUGAUAUCCCAUCUAGAUUGAUCCGUGGGUCUGGACCCGAUGCCUUGUAAUAUAUUUCAUGUCACGGCCACCAUGAUUAUUUUGAUUACCGAUCGAAAGCCAGGGGGUGCAACCUCCUUCUCCUCGCUGGACCGACGGCGCCAGGCACGGGGGCUCCGCAACGGGGCACGGCCGGACGGGAGAGAAUUAUGACGAUUAGAAGAUUGUCGGUGCGAAGAGCUUCGCUGGGGGCGCUCCCUUCAUUGAACACAUAUUCGAUUGAGCCGAAGGAGGACAGAAUUCUGGAACCCCUCAGCUUUUUCCAUCUAGAAGGUAGAUUUUAGGCUUUCAAAGGCGACGAUAGUAGCUGUAGUUGAAACAGUCUCCCAGCGCCCUGCAUUCCAGAAACUGGAUGUGGCGGUGUAUUUACAAGAAAACGUGAAGACGAGAGAGCUUGG